Messenger RNA from Alternaria hordeiaustralica, 468 nucleotides. RefSeq lists its product as uncharacterized. Gene Ontology annotation, molecular function: protein binding. Bases 1 to 468 code for a protein of 155 amino acids. The transcript is spliced from 3 exons. Lineage: Eukaryota; Fungi; Ascomycota; Dothideomycetes; Pleosporales; Pleosporaceae. The record is from RefSeq and is a predicted model, not a curated record.
AUGGCGAACCCGAAGACUACUCAAGGUAGCAAGUCAAGCACCAUGAGGAUCCGAACACAGGACUUCAUCGCGCACGAAAGCUCCCUCACUUCCCGUUCAGAGUUCUUCCGCCGCGCCAUGAAUGGCAACUGGCAGGAGGCAGAUACAAGAGUCAUCAAUUUCCCCGACGAUGAACCGGACACUUUCGCCCUCUACAUCAGCUACGUCUACAUUGGUGGAUUAUCUGUCAUCAGCAAGACCGCACAAGAGUUGAGGAUGCUUGACAAGGUCGAAUUCAGAGUACGUUUCGUCACUGACCUGUGGACUGCGGUUUCAAUCACAAGCAUCUUCGAUCAAUUCCAACUUCUCCACAAGGACUUCACAAAAGAUCUAGGCGAAUCGAUUGCUAAGGCCCGCGCUGCGCACCUGGGGAACAUACCAAAGAAGAAGGGCAUUGAUACGUAUUACGAAAAUAUCGAGCAAGACUAG